UGAUAGCGGAAGAAAUCGCAUCAAAAUUGAAAUUUCAUCUUCCGCUCUUUCUUUCUCAGCUCUCAUUCCGAUCCCCAGAAAAUUCAGUUUGCAAAGCAAACCAAAAUCAGAAAUGGAAGAAGAAAAGGCGGUAGCUUACUACGACGAGCUUACGCGGAAAGGCGAAGGAGCCGCCAGAUUCAAACGAGGCCUCGGCUUCUCCUCCAACGAUGAUCAACACGACGCGGUUCCGCAAAGAAGCUCAGCUUUUGUCUCUUCGUCUUCGUCUUCGUCCUUCCUCAGCAGCUUCGUUAGGGCCUCAAGCCCUGCCACCGCUUCCAAGCUCGAGAAAGAAUCUCAACUUCAAUCCAUUCAAAAUAAGCUAAAGAAGAAGCCGGAAAGAGAAGCUAGGGUCUCGGAGAGAAGCAGCGGGGAGAGGGAGAGGGAGAGAGACAGAGGCAAGGAUAGGCAUUCGAGGCGGCGAAGUAGAAGCAGAAGUAGGAGUAGAGAGAGAUACAGAGAAAGAGAUAGAGAGAGAAGGAGGCGGAGAAGCAGGAGUAGGUCGCCACGUAGAGAUCGGAGGAGGAGUAGGAGUAGGUCGCCGCGUCGAGAUCGAAGUUCUGGGAGGAGGAGGAGCAGGAGUUUGUCUCCCCGAGAGCGGAGGAGGUCAGAGAGGGAUGGGGAGAGAGUGGGGAAUUCGAAGAAGGAAAGAAAUGGCGCUGUUGAUUAUUCGCAGUUGAUUGAGGGCUAUGAUAAGAUGUCACCAGCUGAAAGAGUUAAAGCCAAGAUGAAACUUCAGCUUGCUGAAACAGCUGAAAAGGAUCCUGCAAAAGGCCCUGGUUGGGAACGGUUUGAGUUUGACAGGGAUGCCCCUCUUGAUGAUGAGGAAAUUGAAGUUGCUGAAGACGAUGCAGCACUAGUCAAGCAUAUUGGUCAAAGCUUUCGGUUUUCUGCCAUCAAGGCAAGAAGGGAGGAGCAAAUUAAAGCUGCUCAUGAUGAGGCCAUUUUUGGGGCAUCAACAGUUUCUCUUUCCAUUACUGCAGACAGUGAACCGGAGGAGGAAAAACAUAAAAAAAAUAGCAAUGAUAAUGGUCUGGCUAUUAGCCUCUUAAGUGAGAAGGUGCUUGCAAAGCAACCAGGUUCAUGGCGUGAUCGUGUUCGUAAGGCAUAGAGGGAUUGGCAAACUGAUGUGCAGUCUUUGACUCAAUGACCCUGGAUAUUGUCAGGGACAGCUGCUGGUAAAUGGUAAUCAUUCUGAUGUUAACAUGGGAGCAGCCAAUGGGGGAGUCAAUGGUAAAAUUCGUACAGCGAUAAAAAAUUAUUUCCCAAACUCAUCCAGUUUUGAGCGUAUUUCUUAAAUCUAUAUGCUUUUUGCCACAUUAAUAUUAGAAAUGUUGUUUCAAAUCAUGCUUUGACUGAAAUUGUGUUUUAAAAGCAUCCUGGAAAAUUAGACUCACUUUUUUUUUCUUUAUCAAAAAUUGUGUCUUUGCUGGUGUGGUAAGGAUAUGUUUCACAAAUAAUCUUAAACGUUUAAAACAAGAUGGGUUUGGGAAAUUAGUUUUUGAAUCUCUAGGGGUUUCUCUAGCAACUCACCAAUCAGGUGUGCUGGAAAUUUUGGUGGAAACAAGUAAUUUGAAAAGAAUUAGCAAGGUGCCAAGAUAAAGUCAGAAAUGGUGGUAGCUUCCUUGGUGAAGUCCUGAGGUAGAACCAUUUUGCUUCUUCUGAUAUUUGUAGAGGACGGUGGCGUUUCCUAAUUUUUAGGAAGCUGAAUGUUUCUAGAACUAGCUCUAAUUAUGCUGACCGUGCAUUUGCCAAGUAAAACUAGCUCUAAUGUGAAGGACUGAGGAGACGGUUAUGCUGGGUGUUAUAGCCAAGUUCAUCAUUGA
Theobroma cacao (cacao) is the source of this 1865-nucleotide messenger RNA. Its product is annotated as serine/arginine-rich splicing factor. The record is from RefSeq and is a predicted model, not a curated record. Gene Ontology annotation, cellular component: nucleus; cytoplasm. NCBI's taxonomy places the organism in Eukaryota, Viridiplantae, Streptophyta, Magnoliopsida, Malvales, Malvaceae. Gene Ontology annotation, biological process: alternative mRNA splicing, via spliceosome.